Molecule: messenger RNA, 3112 nt
Organism: Symphalangus syndactylus (siamang)
Lineage: Eukaryota; Metazoa; Chordata; Mammalia; Primates; Hylobatidae
Gene: MISP
Product: mitotic spindle positioning
Source: RefSeq, a predicted model, not a curated record
UUCCUCUCCGUAGGUGCUCUGACUUGAUGGCCCUCAUUUCCUUCUCCUCCCUCAGUGAGCGCAGAGGUCUCCACCCCACGGGAGGAAGGUUGAGGCCAAGACCCCGAAGGGAUGGACCGCGUGACCAGAUACCCCAUCCUGGGCAUCCCACAGGCACACCGUGGCACCGGCCUGGUGCUGGAUGGAGACACCAGCUACACAUACCAUCUGGUGUGCACGGGCCCCGAGGCCAGCGGCUGGGGCCAGGAUGAGCCGCAGACAGGGCCCACUGACCACAAGGCCCAGCAGGGCGUGCUGAGGCAGGGGGUGUCCUACAGCGUGCAUGCCUACCCGGGCCAGCCGUCCCCACGGGGGCUCCACUCGGAGACCGGGGAGGAUGAGGGUUUGAAGGCUUACCGCCUGGGCGCCAGGGAUGCCCGCCAGCGACGUCCAACAUGGGCACUCCACCCAGAGGACGGGGAGGACGAGGAGAUGAAGACUUACCGCCUGGAUGCUGGGGACGCCAUCCCCAGGAGGCUGUGUGACCUGGAGCGGGAGCGCUGGGCCGUCAUCCAGGGCCAGGCAGUCAGGAAGAGCGGCACCGUGGCCACACUCCAGGGCACUCCUGACCACGGAGACCCCAGGACCCCCAGCCCACCUCGGUCCACGCCCCUGGAGGAGAACGUGGUUGACAGGGAGCAGAUUGACUUCCUGGCAGCGAGACAGCAGUUCCUGAGUCUGGAGCAGGCGAACAAGGAGGUCCCUCGUAGCUCCCCGGCCAGGGGGGCCCCCGCAGGCACAUCCCCAGGGGUCAGCCAGGCCCCCAAGGCCUUCAACAAGCCCCACCUGGCCAACAGGCACGUAGUUCCCAUCAAGCCCCAGGUGAAGGGGGUGGUCAGGGAAGAGAACAAGGUGCGUGCUGUGCCCGCCUGGGCCAGUGUCCAAGUUGCAGAUGACCCUGGCUCGCUGGCCCCAGUGGAGUCCCCAGGGACCCGCAAGGAGACGCCCAUCGAGCGGGAGAUCCGUCUGGCUCAGGAGCGUGAGGCAGACCUGCGAGAGCAGAGGGGAAUUCGGCGGGCAACCAGCCACCAGGAGCUGGUGGAAAUCCCCACCAGGCCACUGCUGACCAAGGUGAGCCUGAUCACAGCCCCCCGGCGGGGGAGAGGGCGCCCGUCCCUCUACGUGCAGCGGGACAUGGUACAGGAGACACAGCGUGAGGAAGACCACCGGCGGGAGGGCCUGCACGUGGGCCGGGCGUCCACACCCGACUGGGCCUCGGAGGAUCCCCAGCCUGGACUCCGGAGAGUUCUCAGCUCCGACUCCGUCCUCCGCCCGACCCCAGAUGCCUGGGCGGCCGAACCAGCUCCAGAAGUGAGGAAGGUGAACCGCAUCCCACCUGAUGCGUACCAGCCGUACCUGAGCCCCGGGACGCCCCAGCUAGAAUUCUCAGCCUUCGGAGCAUUCGGCAAGCCCAGCAGUCUCUCCACAGUGGAGGCCAAGGCUGCGACGUCACCAAAGGCCACGAUGUCCCCGAGGCAUCUCUCAGAAUCCUCUGGAAAACCCCUGAGCGCAAAGCAAGAGCCGUCGAAGCCCCCUCGGGGAUCCCCGCAAGCCAACGGGGGUGUCGUGCGGUGGGAGUACUUCCGCCUGCGUCCUCUGCAGUUCAGGGCUCCAGACGAGCCCCAGCAGGCCCAAGUCUCCCAUGUCUGGGGCUGGGAGGUGGCCGGGGCCCCGGCGCUGAGGCUGCAGAAGUCCCAGUCGUCUGAUCUGCUGGAGAGGGAGGUGGAGAGUGUCCUGCGCCGGGAGCGAGAGGUGGCAGAGGAGCGGAGGAAUGCUCUCUUCCCAGAGGUCUUCUCCCCAACGCCAGAUGAGAACUGUGACCAGGACUCCAGGAGCUCCUCCCAGGCAUCCGGCAUCACGGGCAGUUACUCAGUGUCUGAGUCUCCUUUCUUCAGCCCCAUCCACCUGCACUCAAGCCUGGCGUGGACAGCGGAAGAGCCAGUGGACAGUGCUCCUCCCGGGCAGAGAAAGAAGGAGCAGUGGUAUGCUGGCAUCGACCCCUCAGAUGGUAUCAACUCAGAGGUCCUGGAAGCCAUACGGGUGACCCGUCACAAGAACGCCAUGGCAGAGCGCUGGGAAUCCCACAUCUACGCCAGUGAGGAGGAUGACUGAGCCUCGGGAUGGGGCGCCCACCCCCCGCCCUGCCCUGACCCUCGUGGGAACUGCCAAGACCAUCGCCAAGCCCCCAUCCUAGGAAAUGGGUCCUAGAUCCAGGAUCCAAGAACCACAGCUCACCUGCCAACAAUCCCGCCAUGGGCGCAUUUGGGACUGUUGGGUUUUUCGUUUCCGUUUCUAUCUUCCUUUAGAAAUGUUUCUGCCUUUGGGGUCUAAAGCUUUCGGGGAUGAAAUGGGACCCCUGCUGAUUCUUUCUGCUUCUGAGACUUUGCCAAAUGCUCUGGGUCUAAGAAAGAAGGAGACCCUCUCCUCCACUUUCGGGUAUAAUUUGUUUCCCCUAGUCUAAGGGCAGAGGGACCAGUCAAAGAGGGAGGCACAGAUUGUAGAACCUUGAGGAGCUGCGGGUCUGAGGGAGGAGACACUCAGCUCCUCCCUCUGAGAAGUCCCAAGCUGACAGGGGAGACCUGCCCCUUUCGAACCCUGGAAACCAUCCAGUCUGAGGGAGGAGGCCAAACUCCCAGUGCUGGGGGUCCCUGUGCAGCCCUCAAACCCUUCACCUUGGUGCACCCAGCCACACCUGGUGGGCACAAAGCUCUCACAUCGAUAGGAUCCCAUGAGGAUGGUCCCCUUCACCUGGGAGAAAGAGGGCCCAGUUUAAAGAGCUGGAGGGGGGUCUUUGUCCCACACCCCCAAACUGCCAUGAAAUAAACCCGGAGUGAGCUGACUGCCUUGGCCCCCGCCUGGUGCGGACAAAGCCCCCUGGGCCUCCCCUGUCUGUUUCAUUUUCUUGGCGACAUUAGGUUCCACCCCGCUAGGCCGUGAGCCUGUGGGGCUGUCAGGUUCCCAUAGGGAGUUCCCAGCAUCUGCAUGCAGUAGGUGCUUGGCUGAUGCUUGUUGAGUGACUGACAAUUGAUCAUGGAGAGGCGCCUUUAGCAACACCAGGCCUGGGGCCCAGCCU